Molecule: messenger RNA, 741 nt
Organism: Daphnia magna
Lineage: Eukaryota; Metazoa; Arthropoda; Branchiopoda; Diplostraca; Daphniidae
Product: Down syndrome cell adhesion molecule-like protein Dscam2
Exons: 3
Coding region: 253-741 (162 amino acids)
Biological process (GO): dendrite self-avoidance; homophilic cell-cell adhesion; axon guidance
Cellular component (GO): plasma membrane; axon
Molecular function (GO): cell-cell adhesion mediator activity
Source: RefSeq, a predicted model, not a curated record
AACAGUUCCAUUGGAUUAGUCGAAUCACGUACCGAACUCAUUUUUCGUGUCAAAUUACAAGUCAGAAUCGUUGAACGUCGUCGUCGCCGCAUAGAAUGCACAGCACAUUUAAGUCACCGAUCCAGAAACGUCCGUCACCAUCACGUGUCAUUUCUCCGGCCGGUUGUCAGUUGGCUCAAAGAUGGCCAGCGCUUCUUGGUGGGUAAUAGUGGUCGUGUUUCUUCUUCAUCCGGCGACGACGGCUACACCGAUAUGGUCCAGUUAUCCAUUUCGUCCGUCCAACGUGAAGAUGAGGGAAUAUACCAAUGCCUGGCAUCCAAUGACGAAGGAGAUUGGGCCCAAGCAUCGGCCCAGCUGGCCAUUGGAGCAUUUCCUCCUCAUUUGAAAGAAACGUUCAGUCGGCAAGUUGUACAUCCGGGAAGUUCAGUCUCGUUGAAAUGUUUAGCCUCUGGCACUCCGCUGCCUCAUUUCACUUGGACGCUGGACGGGUUUCCGUUAUCGCCCGUUUCCGAACGAUAUUUCCUCGGCCAGCAGCAACAAACGGGUCACGACGAUCUUGUAGUGGCUCAUCUCAACAUAACCCACGUCCGAGUCGAAGACGGAGGCAAUUACAAAGCGUUUGUGGCGUUUGUGCGAACAGUGUGUAGCGGAGAAUCGAGUGGGUCGCGUAGAGCAUUCAGCCAAUUUGCAUAUUUAAAAAAAAAAAAAUUAAUAACCAACUUCAAUUCAAUGGCAGUUUGA